GUACAAUUGUACUCGAUUUUCUAAUCAAACAAAUAAAAAUUCUAAAAAAUCAUUUUAAAUGGAUAGAAAAUAAUUAUGAGCAAGAAAUCAUUGAAGAAUCGAGUUGCAAAUUCAAAAGAUGAAAAUUCGCAGGAUGAAGAUGAGGAGGACUUGCAGACGGCGCUAAAGGAAAUGGUCAAGACUCCCGAUGUAGAAGAAAGACCGGGGACGAGUAGUCAACGUUCCGACGUGCAGGACACAUCUCGAGAUCGGGAUGAACCCAAACUAUUUCCGAAGGUAAAGAAAAAAAAUCAAGUGGAACAAGGAUCGCAAACAGGUGAAACCUGUGAGAAACCUAAGACAUCGAAAGCUAAGCACAAAAAAUUGGAGAGCGAAGACAGUUGGUCUACCCUUCUUAUACAAAGGUUUACCUUGACAAAAAGCGCUAAAGCUACUGGGGUAGUGCCGCCCGAAAAUAGCCAAACUAAAACGGAUACAAGAGACGAAGCACAACCGUCUAACAAAGAGCCAUUAAAAGAUGUCAAGGAAAAGAGGAAGGAAAAAAUAAAAUCUUCUACAGAGUCCUCAAACGAAAGUCUAAUACGAACAGAUCAUUACGGGUACUCUGAAGAAACAACUGAAGAAAACACUUACAAUGGAAAUCAGUUAAAUGAGGACAGAUCGGAAGAAGAAUCGGCGGAGUUUCUUGAGAAAUUGCGAAAAAUAGAGGAGGCCUCGAAGCCCAAAACUUGGAGGAGGCCAACACCGAUUGUAAUAAAACCCAAAGCGGUUUCCUCUACCACAAAAAAGAAAGACGAUGAUGUGCAGGCACAACUACCCACUAAUACUGAAAAGCAUAGGUAUAUUAAUAUUUUGAAGGUUCCAUUACACCGUAAUUUAAAUUAUGCUACACAAGAUGAAACGAAGUCGACGACCACUCAGCUACCCGGAGACAAAGAUACUUCGGCAUCCGACCCUCAGACAGAAUCUCCAGAAAAAGUACUACCAAGUUCAGAGGAAACUUCAGACCAAAAACCUGAAGAAAUACCAGGAGAAAAUCAGGAGAAAAAGACUGCAGAAAUUCCGGAUGAAAAAAUUCGCCGAAAUACAGAUUCGCAGAGAACGCUAACAAUAACGGGUCACUCGCAUAUUACCACAAAAUUGGACAAACACUGUCAUUUUAAGGAGCGGGACACUGGAGUGGAUAAGGUCGCCAGACGAAAAUUAAUAAUCGCUUGCAUUCUGUGCUCGGUGUUCAUGAUUAUCGAGGUUGCUGGUGGAAUUAUUUCCAACAGUCUGGCCAUUGCCACAGAUGCUGCCCAUCUGCUAACGGACCUGUCCUCAUUCCUCAUCUCACUCUUUGCAUUACAUCUGGCUGGAAGGCCCGCGUCUGAGAGACUUAACUUCGGAUGGUAUCGGGCAGAGGUCAUCGGGGCCAUGAUAUCCGUAUUCUUUAUCUGGGUAAUAACAGGCGUCCUUGUGUAUAUGGCCAUUAUGCGGUGGGUAAACCAAGAAUUCGAGCUGGACGCCGUGAUAAUGCUGAUCACAUCGGCGCUGGCCAUAGUAUUUAACGUGAUAAUGGCCGUGCAAUUGCAUUUGGACAACCCGCACUUUACUCCGGGCAAGUUCAAAAGGUCAAAGGUCGUAGGAUUGGAGCAAGGGAGCAAGGUCGGCUUGGGGUCCCAAAAGGACCCUAUGUCGAUGGUGGGAAGGUCAGUGUCCACCCAGUUCCAUGUAAAGGAAAAACAGAACAUCAAUGUGCGGGCGGCUAUGAUUCAUGUGAUUGGGGAUCUCAUACAGAGCAUUGGGGUUUUUGUGGCCGCUCUGAUUAUAUUCUUUCUGCCCGAUUGGGGCUUCAUGGACUCGGUUUGUACAUUCGUCUUCUCGGUUCUGGUUAUUGUGGUUACAAUCAAAAUUUUAAAAGACGUUUUAAUGGUUCUGAUGGAGGCCACACCGGAUUACCUGGAUUACGAGGAGGUCAAGCGGACAUUUCUCUCCAUUCCGGGUGUCGAGCACGUCCAUAACCUGAGAAUUUGGGCCCUGUCCGUUAAUAAGGUGGCAUUGUCCGCCCACCUGGCCAUUUCCCAGGAUGCAGAUCCUCAGCUGAUCCUUGAGGAGGCCACCAAACUGAUCCACAAGCGGUUCGGAUUUUUCGAGACCACCAUUCAGAUCGAAGAGUAUUCGCCGGAUAUGGAGAACUGUGAGCAGUGCUUGAGUCCUCCCGAUAAAAAUGAAAGGCGAAAGUCCGCUGACUUGGAAAAGGGCAUGGCGGAUGGGGACCAAAAGAAGAUGCAGAUGCAACAGCAGCAGCCCACUAAUCCAGAAAACGGAUAAAAGAAGACACGGUAUCCUCUAUUCAAAGGAAUCUUUUCGUGUUUAGCUCUUGUAAAAAAUAUUGUAUAUCUUUUAAUGAUAACAAAUUAUAAUGUGUACCAAAUAUUAUA
This is a messenger RNA of Drosophila subpulchrella, 2423 nucleotides long. It is a transcript of the gene ZnT33D, whose product is annotated as zinc transporter 2. Gene Ontology annotation, cellular component: plasma membrane. Gene Ontology annotation, molecular function: zinc ion transmembrane transporter activity. NCBI's taxonomy places the organism in Eukaryota, Metazoa, Arthropoda, Insecta, Diptera, Drosophilidae. The record is from RefSeq and is a predicted model, not a curated record. The transcript is spliced from 2 exons. Gene Ontology annotation, biological process: response to zinc ion; zinc ion transmembrane transport. Bases 76 to 2313 code for a protein of 745 amino acids.